CAACAACAACAAUAAUUGAUAUAACAAACUCAACAGUAAAUUAAAAGAGAGUAAAUCACACAAUGCUCAAUACUAGUAGUAAUUAUUUAAAAACCAAGCACUUUGCUCAUCUCUUUGAAAAUCUCUCCUUUGCCAAUACAUUUUGCAAGGAAACUCUUGCUGAUCCCUUAGGGCAAUUAAACAAGACUCGACAAGUGCUGGGCUCCAUGUAUUCAUAUGUGGAUUCUACACCAUUGGAGAAGGCUAAAUAUGCCUUUGAUCCUAGUAGUGGACGUUUACUUCCCACUCGACAACAAGUUUCCGAAGACUUUGAUGAUCAAGAUGAAGAGAGAAAUAAUAGAAGUAAUAUAUUGUCAUCUUCAUCAUCAUCAUCUGUGGGUAUAUUGAAAUCUGCAACAUCUGAUAAGGGAGUAACAUCUGAUUUUAUUAAUUUAAUUGAUUAUAACAGGUAUUCUCGUUUUGAAUUUGUGAUGGCUUCGAAUAGUGUUGCAAAGGAAUGUUUGAAUGGAGACUUGUUGUCGAGUGAAAGUGGUGAUGAGAGAGGAGUGAAUGGAGUGAAUGACUUGAUUACUGUGGAACAUUUGAUGAAACAACAGGAGAAGGAACAUGAUUUGGAUAAUUUUGUAAAUAUACUAUCUGGAUAUGAUCUUGUAAAUAGUACUAAAUAUUAUGCACAUUGUUAUGGUGGUUUUCAGUUUGGAAAUUGGGCUGGUCAAUUGGGUGAUGGAAGAGCUAUUAGUAUGGGACAAGUUGAAACACCAUUCACAGAUAUGGAUUCGUCUGGUUUCGAGUUUAACAAUAGUAGAAAUUCCUACAAUUAUAUCAAACCAAAGAGAUUGUGGGAGUUGCAAUUCAAGGGAGCUGGUCACACACCAUUCUCUAGACAUGCAGAUGGAAGAGCAGUAUUGAGAUCUUCUAUUAGAGAAUUUUUGGGUAGUGAAUUUAUGGACAGUUUGGGAAUUGCUACAACGAGAGCAUUCUCACUUGUGAGAAGUAAGGAAAAGGCAGUCCUCAGAGAUGAAUUCUAUGAUAACAAUCCAAAAUAUGAAUAUGGAGCUAUUGUAUUGAGAGUUGCUCCAACUUUUGUCAGAUUUGGAUCCUUUGAUAUUUUCAAUUACAGAUAUCAUCCUAUCAAUGAAAAGGAAAAGGCAUUGGAAGAGAAGAAGAAUAUCGAAGUAUUGGCUCGUUAUGUCAUUAAGAAUCACUUCCCUCAUUUGUGGAUUAAUGGUGAUCUCACUUUGGAAUUGAAGGAAAAGUUUUCAAAGGAGAUUGUUAGAAGAACUGCCAAAUUAUGUGCUGAUUGGAUGUCUGUUGGCUUUGUUCACGGAGUUCUCAAUACGGAUAACAUGAGUAUUCUAGGAUUGACUAUUGAUUAUGGUCCAUUUGGAUUUGUUGAUUAUUUUUCUGAAGAUUUCGUACCAAAUAACAGUGAUAGUGACGGUAGAUAUCGUUACAAGAAUCAACCAGCUAUUGUCUUUUGGAAUUUACAAAAGUUGAUGAGAGCUUUCACACCAACACUCCUUCCAGAGGAAUACUUUGCCAAAGUUUUGAAUGUUUAUGCUCCACACUUUGAACAUUACUACUUGAUGAAUUUUAGAAAGAAACUUGGUUUGAUUUCUUCCAGUACAAUUAUUGACACUUCUGAAGAUGUUACCAACUUUGACAUGUUUGAUGGCGAUUCUGAGAAUUUAAGAAAUGAAGAUUGGGAGCUUAUUGAGGGAUUUUUGGCUUGGAUGAAUGAGAACAGAGCUGAUUUUACCAACUUUUUCAGAUUAUUGUCAAAUGUAAAGAAGGGAGCAGAAGUUUCUCAAGAGUUACUCGAUAAUUUACUUCAAACAAGAAUGCACGCUGAUCACACUCCAUCUGAAACAACUGUAUCAGAGCUCAAGAAUUGGCUCUCCAUUUAUACCAAGAGACUUGAAUCUGUUCCACUCUCCGAUGAGGAAAGAAAGACUCAAAUGGACAAGACUAAUCCAAGAUACAUCUUGAGAAAUUACAUUGCCCAAAAGGUAAUCAAAUCAGCUGAAGAAUUUGACUAUGGUCCACUCUAUGAAUAUUACAAUGUUCUGAGAAAUCCAUAUGAUAAUCAUUCUACAGAGUUUGAAGAAAAGUUUGGUGGUAAUGCACCACUUUCUUCUCGUUGUUUGAAAUUGAGCUGUAGUUCUUAAUAAACUUUUUAUUUACAUUUCUCUAG
Molecule: messenger RNA, 2194 nt
Organism: Naegleria gruberi
Lineage: Eukaryota; Heterolobosea; Eutetramitea; Acrasida; Naegleriidae
Product: UPF0061 domain-containing protein
Exons: 1
Coding region: 63-2168 (701 amino acids)
Source: RefSeq, a predicted model, not a curated record